Molecule: messenger RNA, 1063 nt
Organism: Dendrobium catenatum
Lineage: Eukaryota; Viridiplantae; Streptophyta; Magnoliopsida; Asparagales; Orchidaceae
Exons: 2
Coding region: 173-649 (158 amino acids)
Source: RefSeq, a predicted model, not a curated record
UUUCGGAUCCCCGCAGAAUAAUUCACCUUAUUUUACAGGGUCAAUUGAAAAUAAGCACGGGUAUGCAGUAUGCUGGUUCCGGGCCUUCUGGGUCUUGCCCGCUUGUAAUCUUCCGUCGGACGCGGAGUUUAGUUUUGAGACUCUCCACUGCGACUGGCGGGGAAGAAGAGAGAUGAACAAGCUGUUUCGAGGCGGAGGUGGCGGUGCUGCCGCGGCAACGGGCUCGAUGCUUGUGCGUUUCUUUUCAAGGAAACGCAGUGAGGAUGUUCGAAGGAUAAACCCUAAGGUUCCAAGGGAGCAGGCCAAGGCGAUCUCCGAAAGUCUCUACGAGGUUAUUAAGAAAUACGGCCCUAUCUCCGUCCCCAACACCUGGAACCUCGUUAAGGAAAGUGGUAUCAAUGGCCUGAAUGGUAAAACUCAUAUGAAGAUUAUUCUAAAAUGGAUGAGGGGAAGAAAGAUGCUAAAACUUUUCUGCACCCACCAUGGUUCAACUAAAAGGUUUCUCUACUCAACAUUACCUGAAGAAUCACAGACUGUACCUGCCCUAGGUGAUAAUUCUGCCACACCAUCUUCAGAAGCCCCAAAAUCAUCAAAGAAAGAAAAGUUGAGAAGAGAUUACAAGAGACUUCUCGAACCUGUUGCAAAUUAGGUGUUGGCUUUAGGUUUUGAGUCAUUGAAAACAUUUCCUCAACUACUUUGUAUUAGCAAAACAAAAGCCUGAUUCAAUCAAGUGUCGCCCAUCCGUUGCAAACCUGGGAAAUUUUUUCCAGACGCUUGGUGUAUUAUUAGUGGCUGCAACCUGCAGAAUAAUUUUUUUGGCCGUUUCUAUGUAAUACUUUGGUUUUGUUUGGGAUGACUUUCUUAUUGCUUCAUAAAGCAGCUUUGCAGUAUAAAAAUUUUAAAUUUUGUACUAAAAAAUUGCUUUAAGAAACAGUAAGAAAGUCAUCCCAAAUGAAACCUUAAUUGAAAACUCAAGAAACUUGAUACGUCCUGUUUCCAUUUUAUGCUUUCUAUUAUGAUGCACAGUACACUUGUGCAACUAUAUUUUUUUGAGUUUCCUUAA